AGCUUGUAACUCAUUGAUUGCGCUUAGAGUGCAAGCAGCAGCCGCAGGCCAGAGAGCUGUAUCCGUAUUCCCUUUGCAGCUCCCAUUGAUCCGCUGCUCCGGCAUUCUGAGUGCAUUCCAUAGGGCAGGCGAUAUAUAGCUGUAGGGCUGCAUUUUGGAUUACUACAGCUGCUCCAUUCUCAUUCAUUUCGCGAGUUGUGUGUAGCUACAUAAAAAAAGAAAACUUGUGAGGCGGAUUUUUUGAGGAGCUAAAGUCUUAAGUAGAAAGGACAGAAUGGCCGGAGUCAACUCCCUGGAAGCAGUGAAGAAGAAGAUCCAAGCACUACAGCAACAGGCCGACGAUGCUGAAGAAAGAGCGCAGCUGCUACAGAGGGAGUUGGACAGUGAACGAGAGAUGCGUGAGAAAGCUGAAGGGGACGUAGCUGCACUAAACCGCCGUAUCCAGCUUGUGGAAGAAGAGUUGGACAGAGCUCAGGAACGUCUUGCCACUGCAUUACAGAAAUUGGAAGAAGCAGAGAAAGCAGCUGAUGAAAGCGAGAGAGGUAUGAAGGUAAUUGAGAACCGGGCAAUGAAGGAUGAGGAGAAGAUGGAUGUUCAAGAAAUGCAACUGAAAGAAGCUAAACACAUUGCAGAGGAAGCAGAUCGGAAAUAUGAAGAGGUUGCUCGGAAACUGGUUAUUCUUGAGGGAGAACUUGAAAGAGCAGAGGAGCGUGCAGAGGUGUCCGAACUCAAAUGUAGUGAUUUGGAAGAAGAACUGAAAAAUGUGACUAACAACUUAAAGUCCUUGGAGGCACAAUCUGAGAAGUAUUCUGAAAAAGAAGAUAAAUACGAAGAAGAAAUAAAGAUUUUAACAGACAAACUUAAAGAGGCUGAAACCCGGGCUGAAUUUGCAGAAAGAACAGUGACCAAACUAGAAAAGGCAAUUGAUGACCUGGAAGACAAGCUCGCAAGCGCCAAAGAAGAAAACUUGGGUAUGCAUCAAGUUCUGGAUCGGACACUACAAGAACUAGGCAGUUUAUAAUGGAAAACAAGAAACCCUCCAUAUAUCUAAACUAUUCAUUCCUUAAAGUUCUGCCUUCUCGCAUAUUUUUUCUUAACGUUCCGGGAGAAAAACAACAAAUGCAAACCAAAUAUUUUAUUUUUUAAGAGACCUUUUACAAGUAUGAGCCUACAAUCUCAUUUACAUUGGUGCAUUGUACUUAAUAUCACUUUUUUUAUACUAAGGACCCAUCUACAUUUUAUUCUAGAAUAGUCACAUGUUGUACUGUGUUCCACCUUUCUUAUGUUACUCUGUUACAAGACCACGUAAGUGUUGGUAUGAAAAUUUAGAGGAUGGUAAGAAUGUUACAGUCCCACCAAUAAAAAUCAAACAUGGAAAGCUUGCAGUGUUGGCAGUUGUUAGAAUAUACUUAAAUGUUGUUUUCAAGAAGAAUGUCUGGCAUCCUGCACCUUUGCUUGAUUUAAAAGACAAGGCAUCCCACUCCGACAAUUCAUUAUGGAAUAAUCAAUAAAGAAUUGUUUCCAGUU
Messenger RNA from Xenopus laevis (African clawed frog), 1527 nucleotides. It is a transcript of the gene tpm4.S, whose product is annotated as tropomyosin 4 S homeolog. Lineage: Eukaryota; Metazoa; Chordata; Amphibia; Anura; Pipidae. The coding region runs from base 275 to 1021 and encodes 248 amino acids. Gene Ontology annotation, cellular component: cytoskeleton. The transcript has 9 exons. The record is from RefSeq and is a predicted model, not a curated record.